GUGAGUCUGGAUGGAACCCCGUACCCGAAGCGAACCUACCGUUAUCCAAGCAGCACGGAGGAGGAGUAGCCCGCCACAGCUCCACCACGUACGUACUACUUUUCCCCUCCACCGCGCGAAGCAAUGGCGGCCUCGCCGGCGCUGCUCUCGCCGCAGUACGCGCGCCCUUCCCCUCCUCGCCCCCGCCGCCUCCUCCCUCCACCUCUCCCCCCCUCGACGGCGGCAGACAGGCUGCGGCUGCGCGUCCGCCGCGGGCCUUCCCCCGCCCAAGCCAAGUUCGGCAAGUUCGACGCCGCGGACGCCCCCACGGAGGUCGCGCCCGCCGCUCCGGCGACAGAGGAGGUCGACGGCGCGGCGGGGAAGGCGGUGCUGGAGGACGACAGUUGCUUGCCGCCGGAUCUGGAGGGCGCGAUAUGGCAGUCCGGGAAGGCCAGCGCCGAUUUCGUCAACUCCGGCGGCAUGCGAGGCAUCGCAGAGCUGCUGAUCCCUCAGCUGGAGUUCCUCAACCAGGAAGGAGCGCAGGCCGAGGUCUGGGCGCUGUCGAGGAUACUCCUCGACACACUCGCGGAAGAGACUGGCCAGGUAGUUAAGGCCAUCUUCCCUGACGCUGGAGUGGCUGCCCUUCUCAAGCAUCAGUGGCAAGAUGCAAAGUUCAAGUGUGCAAGUCUUAGCGACCGAAAGCCAGUUGAUACCGAUGAUGGAGUUGUUGUUAUGAUAAUCCCUGAUCACCAGAUGCUUGAAUCAGUUGAACGCAUUGCAUCUCAACUCGCUGAUGAUCCCAUAAGACCUCUUGUCAUGUGGAACCCACGUCUUGUUAGUGGAGAUGUUGGCGUGGGAUAUAAUGUUCGGAAUCUACGCAGAAAUUUCUUAAGUACCUUUACCACUGUUUACUCGAUGAGGCCAUUGCCUACUGGUGCAAUCUUCAGAUGCUAUCCGGAAAAGUGGAAAGUGUUUUAUGAUGAUCCAAAAAGACCCAACCGGUAUUUGCUCGCCAGAGAAUCUUCAAGUCGCCCUGAUGCAACAGAUAUUGAGAUAAUAUUCGGCGGUGGGGGCGCCAGCGAGCAACCUGACGAGGAACCUUCAAUGAUGAACAACGUCAUGGCUGCGUUUAGUUCGGUGAGCCGGUUUAUGAGAGUCAUCUCCAAGUGAAAAAUUCCAGACAGCUUUCCUCACAUUUGAAGCCAUCAUAAGACAAAGGUUUGUCAAGGAUGGUGCUUGGGCAGGGUUACUCACUACUGAUGUUCAGAAAUCAGAAGUUCAAAACAAUGGUUUGCACAUGGUCGUUAGCAAAGGUUAAAACAGUGUCUGUGUACUGUACAGUAUACACACAUCAUAUCGGAUCUGUAUGAUUGUUGACCAUGUAGUUCGUAGUUUUCUUUUUC
This is a messenger RNA of Hordeum vulgare subsp. vulgare (domesticated barley), 1382 nucleotides long. RefSeq lists its product as uncharacterized. The transcript is spliced from 9 exons. NCBI's taxonomy places the organism in Eukaryota, Viridiplantae, Streptophyta, Magnoliopsida, Poales, Poaceae. The coding region runs from base 124 to 1149 and encodes 341 amino acids. The record is from RefSeq and is a predicted model, not a curated record.